AUGGCGCUUAUUGGCAAUUCAUUUAGACCGUAUCUGUACAAAAGGUCGCCUUGCUCUGGCAAUAUCCUUUUGUGGUCUGAAAUAGAGGAUGAUUCUCCUUUACCAAGAAGAAAGUUCGAUCCUCCGGAUCCCGAGUCUAUUGUCCGGCAUAGAACACAGUGUGCUAUCAACAGGAACAGUUCCUCGAUAUUCCGGACAGUCAAGGUUGUGAGGCUCGUCAAGGCAUGCAGAGAUGGCCUAUUAAGCCUGUUGCUGCCUGUUCAUCGAACGCUUAUGUAUGAGGCAACUAUCUUGUGGCUUGUCCUUGCUUCGAGAGGAAAAUGUAACAAUUCUUCGCCAGUCAGUAGCUGGUUGUUAGGCGUGUUCUGGGUCCGAUGGAAAGGGGUUUCCAAAGAUGAUUCGCGCUCCUAUGAAGGCGCCUCGGAUAGCACCAGGGAGACACAUGGCACAUCGAGAAGCCUACAGGAGAUGGGUGCUCUUUGUGCGGAAGCCUUUCACGAUCAUCCGAUCGAAGCUCUCUUCGAACAUAGUCGUCAUGGACGCUAUAGGUCGCCGCAUGAUGAAGCUGAUAUAGUCGGUUCUUAUUUAAGCAUGAAACUGAGGGUUGUUCUGAGCAACAUCAUGGCAACGGUGAUAUCGUCACGGUAG
Aspergillus sclerotioniger CBS 115572 is the source of this 648-nucleotide messenger RNA. RefSeq lists its product as uncharacterized. The record is from RefSeq and is a predicted model, not a curated record. The transcript is spliced from 5 exons. NCBI's taxonomy places the organism in Eukaryota, Fungi, Ascomycota, Eurotiomycetes, Eurotiales, Aspergillaceae. The coding region runs from base 1 to 648 and encodes 215 amino acids.